Tripterygium wilfordii is the source of this 1376-nucleotide messenger RNA. RefSeq names its product ATP-dependent Clp protease proteolytic subunit 5, chloroplastic-like. The coding region runs from base 193 to 1119 and encodes 308 amino acids. Gene Ontology annotation, cellular component: endopeptidase Clp complex. Gene Ontology annotation, molecular function: ATP-dependent peptidase activity; ATPase binding; serine-type endopeptidase activity. The transcript is spliced from 9 exons. Gene Ontology annotation, biological process: protein quality control for misfolded or incompletely synthesized proteins. The record is from RefSeq and is a predicted model, not a curated record. NCBI's taxonomy places the organism in Eukaryota, Viridiplantae, Streptophyta, Magnoliopsida, Celastrales, Celastraceae.
CCGUUAUGUUGCCUGAAAGCCUGGAAGGUUCGAACACUCGACGAGUGUCUGCCAAUCCCUCCGAAGCGCCGUCUGAGCCCUAAAUCUAAUAGUUCCAGCGGAUAAGGCUUCCUCUCUUCCUCCUACUUUCACCCUCCUCUAAUGUGCUAAUCUAAAUUUCACUACACCAACCCAGAAUCAGCUUAUACAGGAAUGGCACACGCAGUUUCUUUCAUCUCUGUUGCACCCGCCGUCGCCUCUUCUUCAUCCACCUCCUCCAGGGCAUUAUCUUCAUGUAAUACGACAACCCAGAAACGGCUCUUCUUCCCCGUCGACCCUCUUCACACCAGGAACUUGAGGAAGUUGGUUAAUAAGAGGACGAAUCAACGAAAUUCUCCAGCAAGAGCGGUUUACUCAGGCGAGUUUUGGACACCGGAGAAUUCACGGCAGGGAAUUUGGUCAAUUAGGGAUGACCUCCAAAUCCCCUCUUCGCCUUACUUCCCUGUCUAUGCACAAGGAGAAGGGCCGCCUCCGAUGGUCCUAGAGCGCUUCCCUAGUGUUAUAAGUCAACUUUUCCAACAUAGGAUAAUACGCUGUGGUGGAGCUGUUGAGGAUGAUAUGGCUAAUGUUAUUGUUGCUCAGCUUCUCUAUCUUGAUGCUGUUGAUCCUCACAAGGAUAUUGUCAUGUAUAUCAACUCCCCGGGAGGAUCAGUUACAGCUGGCAUGGCCAUCUUCGACACCAUGAGGCAUAUUCGUCCUGAUGUUUCCACUGUCUGUGUUGGACUGGCAGCUAGUAUGGGAGCUUUCCUUCUGAGCUGCGGGACAAAAGGAAAAAGAUACAGCUUGCCUAAUUCAAGGAUAAUGAUCCAUCAGCCUCUUGGCGGAGCUCAAGGUGGUCAAACUGACAUUGAUAUUCAGGCAAAUGAAAUGCUGCAUCACAAAGCAAACCUGAAUAGUUAUCUUUCUUAUCACACUGGUCAAAGUAUUGACAAGAUCAACCAGGACACAGACCGCGAUUUCUUCAUGAGUGCAAAAGAAGCUGCAGAUUAUGGCCUUAUAGAUGGCGUUAUCACGAAUCCUCUUAAAGCGCUCCAACCACUGGCUGCUGCAGCUGACAGUAAUGUCCAACCCGUCGCAUAAAACUUCCCCCGUCUCUGCUAUAACUUAUAAUGUGUUCAAGGCAUUGCAGAUUUGAAUGGAGAAUGAACACUGUAAUGUUCCGAGUUCAUUUUACUUUAUAAUGAACGACGUUGAUAUCUGCAGAUUACAGGAUCGUAUAAACUUGUUUUCACCAUUUUUGGUGGUUGGUAGUUAUGACUAAAGCUUUGCAAAUUGAUUUAAUUACAAAUUUUAUGCACCUUGUACUUAUUUUGCUAUUGAAUUUGAGUUAGGGUUUC